GAAAGGAGGGGGUUGGUGCGGAGCUCCAGCGGUGGCGGCUGUAGCUGCGGGGGACAGAUUUCUGUACAGGUGUCCCUUUUUUUUAUUCAUUCUGACACAUCGGAGACAAGAUCUGACUUUAAGCAACCUAAACCUGCGAAGGAGGAAUCAAAGCUGAUAUAAAAAUAAUAAACGGUUCGCCUUGAUAUCCGACAAAAAAAAGCGCAGCAGUGGAGAAGAUGUAGCCGCCUGGAUGAGAGACCCCCGCUGGGUGAAGCGCGUCGGCGAUGACUGGAUGGAAACGGAGCGCAGCGCAUCAUCAAGCAAAUGAUCGCACCGCUGAUCAUCUCUGCGUUUUUAUGCAUCAGUAACAGAUUAGCGGCUGCUGAUAUCUUCCGUCCGCUGGAGGCUGGGACGGUGGCAUCUGCUGUCGCUGAAUCCCGUUUUUCAUUCAGCAGAUGUCGGCUGCAGGAAGGAGGAGGAGGAGAGGAGAGGAGGAAGGGGGCCUGUUUUCGUCUGGUGAAGCCUUCAGGGAUUAAACACCGAUCGCAAUGAGCGGAGAAUCACUGUGGGUUAUCUUCAGCUGCUCGUGGACGACACGCGUGGGCAGUUUUCACACCUUAUGGGGAUGUUGUCACUUUGGAUGAAAUGCGUUUAAAAGCAAUGUGAGAUUUGUGUUGAAACCACAGCUGUAGAUGAGGUGGAUUUAGGCUCUGAUAAGUAUGGGACUGACCUGACAUUGUGUCAUCACUACUGGGUGCCAUCUGGAAGAUGUCAAGCUCCCAGGCACCUGGUUUGGACUCCAAUUUCACUAAUGAUCCCCUGGAGUAUGGCAUCACCCACCCCGGUCAGGACCUGGUCUGGUCCUCCUUUGCUGACAGUGUGGUGAAGGUGGCGCUCAUAUCGUUGAUCGUAUGCCUCUCCUUGUUUGGGAAUGUAGUCGUUCUGCUGGUUUUCCAAAGGAAGCCUCAGCUCCUUCACGUUGCCAAUCGCUUUGUACUCAACCUCCUCUUGGCGGAUCUGCUGCAGACUGUUUUAGUGAUGCCCUUUGCCAUUGCGGCUGCCUUGCCAGGUGUGUGGCCCCUGGAUGCUCGGCUGUGCCAGGCUCUGGUGGUGCUUAUGCACCUUUUUGCAUUCACAGGGGUCAAUACCAUCAUAGUUGUCUCGGUGGAUCGCUAUCUGGCCAUUAUUCACCCUCUAUCUUAUCCGACCCGCAUGACCCCGCACUUAGGCACAAACCUGAUCAUUGCCACCUGGGUGCUGAGCUUUCUGCAGAGCACACCCCCUCUCUAUGGAUGGGGGACUAUAGACUUCGACCAACGUUAUAAGGUCUGCACGGUGUUGUGGGCCUCCAGUUUGUCCUACUCUGCUGUGGUAUCCAUCUUUUCCUUCUGGCUUCCAGUGCUCAUAAUGCUUGGAUGUUACUGGAUGGUGUUCAGAGCAGCCCGGAGACAGAAUGCAUUAGUGCAUCCCAUACAGACACAGUCCUACUCCCAGCCCUGCCAGCAGGAAUUCCAGAGCCCCAACAGUCCGCAGCGGCUGCCCAUACCCCAGCAGCCAAGUUUGCCCGAGGGCCCCUGCACAGCCCGAAGACACCCUGUUCGGGUUAAACACAGACGGUUCCACUACCACUGCAAGGCAGCUCGUGUUGUGUUUGUCAUCAUGGCUUCAUAUAUCUUCAGCAUGGGUCCCUACAGCAUCAUAAAUACAAUAUCGAUGAACAGCAGAAUCGAUGUGCCCCCAUGGAUGUCCUCCGUCGCCCUUGUGCUCUUCUUCUUACAGUGCUGCCUACAUCCGUACAUUUACGGCUACAUGCACCGCAGUGUGAGAAAGGAGUUCCUGGCUUUGCUUUAUGGAAUGCUCUGCAAGCAGGGUCGUCCACGCCAGAGCUCCACUGUGGAAAGUUGCUUUGGCACGGCAGAUGGACGCACCGGUGCUCACUCUCACCUUCCCAGUCUGGCUGCUAGAGUCUUUCCUCUACAGACCUGGGAAGAAUGCACAACCUCUUACUCUCCCACUUGUGAGAGGAAGUCCAGGGACAGUCGUAGAGAGACCACCUCUACCAGUUUUAGCUCAGAGAGAGAGCUCCCUGUUCACGAUAAGCAAACCUCAUGAUUUACGCCUAUGUGAAAAGUUUCUCUUCUGUGAUUAUAAAUUUGGGCCCAACCUGAUUAAAUUGAAAGCUAUAGUACUUAAUAUUGUAUCAAUCAUUUAAAUACAUGCUUGGUUUGUAUACCAAAGGAUAAUGGAGGAUAUUUGAAGCAAUUUCACUAAUUGAGAGCAGGUAUCUUAAUUGAAGUAGACAGCUUUCAAUGCAUCUGUUCAUUUUAGUUGAUUCAGUAAUCAAAUGGGGGUGAGGUUUGACUCAUAUUGGAUUUAAAUGGUUUAAAAAAUGAUGUGAACACCUCUUUAUGAAGUUUUUAGCUGUUUUCACAGAAGGUGGCAUCCAUGAUCUGUUCAGUGUGUCAGUAGUUCAUCUGGAAAAUAGGUCACAUCCAAGUGCUUUUCUUUCUGCAAUUUGGAAAAAAAAGACACAUUUGGAAUUACUGCUA
Cyprinodon tularosa is the source of this 2531-nucleotide messenger RNA. RefSeq names its product G protein-coupled receptor 101 (gene gpr101). The record is from RefSeq and is a predicted model, not a curated record. NCBI's taxonomy places the organism in Eukaryota, Metazoa, Chordata, Actinopteri, Cyprinodontiformes, Cyprinodontidae. Gene Ontology annotation, cellular component: membrane. Gene Ontology annotation, molecular function: G protein-coupled receptor activity. The transcript has a single exon. Gene Ontology annotation, biological process: G protein-coupled receptor signaling pathway. Bases 751 to 2094 code for a protein of 447 amino acids.